AUGUCGCUCUCAAACAAGCGUUUCUCGCGCUCUCAAAUCUCCUCACUCACCUUCUGGCAGACAGGCUGCAAAAAGCAGAUGGAAACCCACCUCCAGCUGCUUACAAUAACCCCAAUCCAAACUUGUCUGCUCCAGAUGGAGGUCCUGGCACAAGCAGAGGCAGCAGCAGCAGCACAAGCAGCAGCAGCAGCAGCAGCAGAGGCAGCAGCAGCAGCAGCAGCAGCAGGGGAGGAACAGACUGCAUUGGAGGCGGAAGACCAGAAAACAGAGCAGCAGCAGCAGCAGCAGCAGCAGCAGCAGCAGCAGCAGCAGCAGCAGCAGCAGCAGCAGCAGCAGCAGCAGCAGCAGCAGCAGCAGCAGCAGCAGCAGCAGCAGCAGCAGCAACAGCAGCAGCAGCAGCAGCAACAACAAUCCCAACAGCAGCAGCAGCAGUGUAAGCAGCAGAAACGCAAGUCUUCGCCACUCUCUACUCCUUGCCGCAAAUACCGCGGAGUGCGGCAGAGAAAGGCGGGCCAUUGGGUGGCAGAAAUAGAGGACACAGCUAACAAUGUGCGCAAGUGGCUCGGAACAUUUUCCACUCCCGAAGCUGCUGCCCGCGCAUUCGACCAAGCUGCCCGGGAGCUCCGCGGGCCCCGUGCAAAGACGAAUUUUCCGCUGACCGAGGAGCAGGCGGGCAGUGGUGGAGAGAGGGAUUAUGACAGGGAGAGGGCUGUAAGGAGAAGAUCCUCCAAAGGAGUUGUGGGUGUACAUGGGGGUUUUGAUUCUGGUGGUGGUGAUAAGGAUGAAAAAAUUGUGGGUGGGAUGCUUCAUGGUGGUGUGGAGCUGGGUUCUGCUAGGAGUGUGGAUGGGAAGGAGCAGGAGAAGCGGGACCAGGAGGAGGACGUAGACGAAGCCGAAGAGGGGAGUGCGAAGGUGAUUGGGAAGGACAAUGAUGGAGGGGAGGAUGGAAGGGAGGAUGAGGGUCAAUAUGCACGUGGAUACUUCAUGAAUCUGAUUUCAAGUGAAAGUGCAUGUGCAAAUGCAGGGAACACAUGCACGACGGCUCUCGACUCAAGAGAGAGUGCAUGUGUGGCUGUAGGAGAUCCCAACAGAGGGGCAUGGGCGUGUGCAUUUACAGAACCAGCCUACCCUUCGCCUGCCAGCUAUAAGAUCGCGGGACUUGGCUCUCAGCUUGCUGCCCCUGUUGCUCCGGAGAUCGCUAGUGGAAUGCGCUUGCUGCAAGGGCAGGAGUUGGUGAUGGGGGGAGCGGCAUUGAUUGGGGUUGGAGGAGAGCCUUUGCUUUUUGAGAAUACUCUGGUAGAUACACGGAUCACGGCAGGCGCAAGCAAUCUGGCAGUGCUGAUUGGGAAUACCCCUGACGGUUCAGUGAUGGCAGAUGGAGAGCGUGUGCUGGUCGGGGAUGCUCUGGAAGAGGGAGCGGUAGUGGGAGGAGCAAGCAAUCUGGCAGUGCUGAUUGGAGAUGCUCUGGAAAUCACAGAAGUGGAGCGCUUGGUGCUUGAAAAUGCUUUGGAAGAGGCACGGAUCGGGGGAGGAGCAAGAAAUCUGGCGGCAGUGAUUGGAGGAGAAGGAGCACAGGUCGCAGGAGGAGAAGAUGAUCAGGCAGAGCUGAUUAAAGAUGAGCUACGAUCUGAGAGGAUGCCGCUACACUCAGAUGGAUUUGGGUGUGCAGGGGACAGGAAGCUGGCAGAUGGCUUUGGAUGUGCUGGGGAUAGGAACCCGGCAGGGCAGUCCGGAGAUGAAGGAGCGGAGGAGGAGGAGGAAGGGGAGCGUUGGGAGAAUUCAAGGAAGGAAGAAGAGGAAGGGAUGCAAGGGGAUGCAGAGGAGUGGAAUGUGGUGCUGAGUCACAUGCAGGAGGUUGCUGCUACUGCGUCUUCAGAGUCAGGCAAUGAUGGGAUGGACACUUGGAUACUGGAGGAUAUAAUGCCGCUUGAUGGGUGA
Closterium sp. Yama58-4 is the source of this 1938-nucleotide messenger RNA. Lineage: Eukaryota; Viridiplantae; Streptophyta; Zygnematophyceae; Desmidiales; Closteriaceae. The record is from the annotation of a GenBank genome assembly.